Trichoderma harzianum CBS 226.95 is the source of this 306-nucleotide messenger RNA. RefSeq lists its product as hypothetical. The coding region runs from base 1 to 306 and encodes 101 amino acids. The record is from RefSeq and is a predicted model, not a curated record. Lineage: Eukaryota; Fungi; Ascomycota; Sordariomycetes; Hypocreales; Hypocreaceae. The transcript has 3 exons.
AUGCCUUCUACCACUGUCCAAGCCGGUGCCCAGCGCCCCCGUCCCCGCCCCGCCACUACCAGGUGCCAAUGGAUCGCCAUCACCAUGAUCAUUUUUAUGAUCACGUGCGGAGGAAUUGCCCUCCUUAAUUGUGUCUUGCUGGCCUUUGAGGCGUAUUUGGACUACAGCGUGAAGAUGGCGGCAAUCGCUGCCACUACCAUCGCCAUCACCACCAUCACCACCAUCACCACCACCGCCACGACCAUCACCAUCGCCGCCACCACCACCGCCGCUAAUUUUUCUUCUGGGGUCUGGUACUUGGAGUAG